UUGGAAAUUCACAGAGUCAAUGAUUUGAAGACUGGUACACUGGUAGGAACAGACAAAUACGGAAACAAAUACUAUGAAGACAAAAGAAACUUCUUUGGUCGACACAGAUGGGUCAUCUAUACUGAAGAAAUGAAUGGCAAAAAUACAUUUUGGGAAGUUGAUGGCAGUAUGGUGCCCCCUGAAUGGCAUCGCUGGCUUCAUUCAAUGACGGAUGACCCUCCAACUACUCAUCCACCAGUUGCUCGUAAAUUUAUCUGGGAGAACCAUAAAUUCAAUCUGAGUGGCACUCCCGGACAGUACGUACCUUACUCUACUACUCGCAAGAAGAUACAAGAGUGGGUCCCACCUACAACAGCUAGCAAAUAACAAAUGUGACAUGCAUCUGCCUUGGCUUUCAGUGUAAAUUGUAUUUUCACUGGUUUUGUUCAAAAUAAAAGCCUCCUGUA
Messenger RNA from Apaloderma vittatum (bar-tailed trogon), 446 nucleotides. It is a transcript of the gene NDUFA12, whose product is annotated as NADH dehydrogenase (ubiquinone) 1 alpha subcomplex, 12. The annotation marks the transcript as partial. Lineage: Eukaryota; Metazoa; Chordata; Aves; Trogoniformes; Trogonidae. Gene Ontology annotation, cellular component: membrane. The record is from RefSeq and is a predicted model, not a curated record. Gene Ontology annotation, biological process: response to oxidative stress; mitochondrial respiratory chain complex I assembly. The transcript is spliced from 3 exons.